CAUUGGUUUAGCUAGGUUUUUUUUUUAAACAAUUACUAUUCUAGUUUAUAAUGUACAUACUCAUUUUCAGGUCUAAGUCUGGAAAUAUUGUCUGUACAUUUUUAUUACAUUUGUUUUCGUUUGUUUCUAAACUCCGUUACCCACUAGUCAGCAGCAGGCGAUGUGAGUCUUUCAGGUGGCGCUUCUUGGGUGACGUCUAAUCUAGUGGACGGGACACAUCUUCAACAACAACAACAACAACAAAGCUACCGAUUCAAAACCCCUUCGGCAGCUUGCUAGCCAACAUAAAACCGAAACAUUGAAGUUAUUUUUAAACACAAUCCUGUUAAAGUAUAUACCAGUUAACUUAAAAGUAAUUUGCUUGUUCAAUUUGUUGAAAUUGUUACUCAGCCUAGCACUAAGCUAGUCGCUAAUGCAAACUAGCUAACAACCCCAACCAUGAGCUCACUAAACUACUCCUCCCCUGCUAAAGAAGAUGAUGUCUGCUGGGCGGAGAGAGAAGCUCUGGGGCUGAACAUUGUCGUGAAAGAGGAGGAUAUUACAGUGAAAGGGGAGGAAGAAGCUUCCAGAACGAUAAAGGAGGAAGAUCAUGUUACAUUUGGAGUGGAAGAGGGGAUAGAGGCUGUCACAGUGGAAGAGGAAGAGGGGAUAGAGGCUGUCACAGUGGAAGAGGAAGAGGGGAUAGAGGCUGUCACAGUGGAAAAGGAAGAGGGGAUAGAGGCUGUCACAGUGGAAGAGGGGAUAGAGGCUGUCACAGUGGAAGAGGAAGAGGGGAUAGAGGCUGUCACAGUGGAAGAGGAGUGGGUAGAAGAUUUCAGAAUAAAAAAGGAAGAGGAAGAACCUUCUAGUGUGGAAGAGGAGGCUAUCUCACUAAAAGAGGAGGAGGAAGACGUUUUGGGAGUGAGAGAGGAGGAGGAGACUGAAAAAGAUCUGAUUAACACCAGAGAGAGACCACACUCUCACUCUGACAGCAGGAAGACUACUUCAGGGGAACAAGACCUAGAGACGCCCAAACCAGUGAGACCACACCAGUGUCCCCACUGUGUAAAGAGUUUUAAGUGGUUAUGUUACCUAAAAGAACAUGAAAGAAUACACACAGGAGAAAAGCCUUUCCAAUGUUCCCAGUGUGAUAAAAGUUUUACCCAAUUAGGGAGCCUGAAAAUACACGAGAGAUCACACACAAGAGAGAAACCUUACCACUGUUCCCACUGUGAAAAUACUUUUUUCUCAUCAGGGGACCUGCUAAAGCAUAAAAGAAUACACACUGCAGAGAGGCCCUACCGAUGUUCCCAGUGUGGAAAGACUUUUAUCCAGUUAGGGAACCUGAAAAGGCAUUUGAGAACACACACAGGGGAGAAGCCCUACCACUGCUCAUACUGUGAAAAGAUAUUUACCCAGCUAGUGAACCUAAAAAGGCAUGAGAGGACACACAAAGGUGAAAAACCUUUCCAAUGUUCCCAGUGUGAAAAGAGUUUUACAGAGUUUGGGAGCAUGAAAAGACACGAGAGAAUACAUACAGGGGAGAAGCCUUACCACUGCUCCCAGUGUGAAAUGAGAUUUUCCUCAUCAUGGUGCCUAAAAUCACACAAGAGGACACACUCAGGAGAGAAGCUUUUCCAAUGCUCUCAGUGUGUAAAGAGUUAUACCCGGCUGGGGGACCUGAAAAGACAUGAGAGGACACACACAGGAUGAGCCUCAUCACCGCUCCCAGUGUUGCAAGAGUUUUAUCUGGUUAGGGAGCCUGAAUAAUACACUCUGUAGAGAAGCUUUACCACUGCUCCCACUGUGGAUUUAAACUUACAUGGUUAAAGCAACUGAAAGAGCAUGUAAGUCCACACCUGAGAGAAACAUUAUCAAUGCUCCCAGUGUGGAAAUAGAUAUGAAGUCAAAUUAUAAAAAUCAGACUAAAAAAUAAACGUGUUUUUUUAUUUCAACACAUGCCCUGAAUAUGGAGUAUGUCAGAAAGAAUGUCGAUGCUCUGUGAUUAAAUUGCCCAUU
Oncorhynchus gorbuscha (pink salmon) is the source of this 1998-nucleotide messenger RNA. RefSeq names its product zinc finger protein 501-like. The transcript is spliced from 2 exons. Gene Ontology annotation, biological process: regulation of transcription by RNA polymerase II; central nervous system development. Gene Ontology annotation, cellular component: nucleus. NCBI's taxonomy places the organism in Eukaryota, Metazoa, Chordata, Actinopteri, Salmoniformes, Salmonidae. The record is from RefSeq and is a predicted model, not a curated record. Bases 439 to 1692 code for a protein of 417 amino acids. Gene Ontology annotation, molecular function: RNA polymerase II cis-regulatory region sequence-specific DNA binding; DNA-binding transcription factor activity, RNA polymerase II-specific.